Molecule: messenger RNA, 7211 nt
Organism: Orussus abietinus
Lineage: Eukaryota; Metazoa; Arthropoda; Insecta; Hymenoptera; Orussidae
Product: adenylate cyclase type 5
Exons: 19
Coding region: 83-3748 (1221 amino acids)
Biological process (GO): adenylate cyclase-activating G protein-coupled receptor signaling pathway; cAMP biosynthetic process; adenylate cyclase-inhibiting G protein-coupled receptor signaling pathway
Cellular component (GO): plasma membrane
Molecular function (GO): adenylate cyclase activity
Source: RefSeq, a predicted model, not a curated record
CCAUGGACCAGCCGGAGACGAGAUGGAGGCUGGCAUAGGUUUAUGAGAGGACUGACAUCGCGGAGGGAUCAGAUUCGACAUCAUGGACAAAUUUGGCCCCGACUUCCCGAAACGGGAGUGGAGCCAAAGGCUCAGUCUAAGAGGCAGCAGGAGGAGUCACCAGGGUGAGCUGCAGGGCUCGGUCGGUUCGCGAACCGUGACCGGGUCCGGGAGGACGACCAGGAGAUGGGCCAGUCUGAGACAGCACGUGACCCACGGGGCGUCGAUCGACGGAUCGAAACCUGCGGUCGAGCUGCUCCUGGAUCCCCCGAACUCGCUGCCUGGAACCCCGGUUUCUCAGCACUCGCCCAACACGCCCCGCACCCCCCACACCCCGAUCAAAAAGUCCAACUGGGAGGUUAUCGAACAUUUCACCGGCGCCCCCCGACCCUCCAUCGUCACGAUGAGCCGAGACUCGGAAGUGGGCAUCGCCAUCUCACCUGGAAGAGAGACCUCGACGAAGACGACGAAUUGCGUCGCCGUCACGACGAACGAGAGCAAGUGCGCUUUCAGCAGGUUCGUCAACGCCCUCUGCGCCUCGCAUCGCUUCAAGAACUUGCAGGUGGAGAUGCUGUAUCAGCGGUAUUUCCUGCGGAUGAACCAGAGCAACAUGACGCACGUCCUGGGACUCCUAGCAGGCCUGGCCUUCGCCCUGGGCCUUCUUUUGAUCCUGAGACUGAUAUUCACGGGUGGACAACCCCUCCUGGACCUCCUGCAGCGUCCCGAGAAUCUCUUUCUCGCCCUCACCCUUGUCACGUGCAUCGCCAUCUACGCCGGUCUGGUGGCCGCCAUUUCCAGGCCGAGAAUGAACGAGGUAUGGCUGGCAGGAGUCAGUGGUGCCGUUCUGGUCACCCUGUUGGCUCUUCAGGUGAGCCUCAGCAUCCACCUGGCCUACGUGCAGGAACUCGAGGAAGCCGAAGAGGAGGAGAAGGGCACCCCAUGGACCAGGGGGUUCCCUACAGGGGGCCCCCUGGCCGCCACGUGGGCGGUCUGCUUCUUCAUCUACAUGGCUUACGCACUUCUUCCCAUAAGACUGAGACACGCCUGCGUCGCCGGGGUCGUCUUCUCCGUCGCGCAUCUCAUUGGUGCUCUUCUCCUGUACCCUCAGGAUUACCCUGGUCUGCUCGCGCACCUGCUGAGCUCCAUGGUCGUGGUCGGAGGAACCAACGUGGCCGGCGCCUUGACCCAUCAUCCUCGAGAAUUGGCGCAACGUCAAGCGUUUUUGGAAACUCGUCAGUGCGUCGAGGCGAGACUAACGACGCAACGAGAAAACCAGCAACAGGAGCGGCUUUUAUUAAGCGUACUGCCGAGACACGUGGCCAUGGAAAUGAAGGCAGACAUCGCCGGGAAACCGAAGGACACCAUGUUCCACAAGAUCUAUAUCCAGAGGCACGAGAACGUCAGCAUCCUCUUCGCCGAUAUCUGCGGUUUCACGUCUCUCUCCGAUCAGUGCACGGCGGAGGAACUGGUGAGGCUUUUGAACGAGCUUUUCGCAAGGUUCGAUCGAUUAGCUGCCGAGCACCAUUGUCUAAGGAUCAAGCUCCUGGGGGAUUGCUAUUAUUGCGUGUCCGGCCUUCCGGAGCCCAGACCCGACCAUGCUCACUGCUGUGUCGAGAUGGGACUGGACAUGAUCGAUGCCAUCACGCUCGUUCGAGAGGUGAUGGCGGUGAACGUGAACAUGAGAGUGGGCAUCCACACUGGUCGAGUGCAUUGCGGAGUACUUGGGCUCCGAAAGUGGCAAUUCGACGUGUGGAGCAACGACGUAACGCUGGCGAAUUACAUGGAGAGCGGCGGAAUACCAGGGCGAGUCCACAUCACCAAAGAGACCUUGGCUUGCCUAGAUGGCGACUACGAGGUGGAAGAGGGUCGAGGUGGCGAGAGGAACGCCUACCUCAGGGAGCACAGCAUCCAGACGUACCUCAUCGUGCCCGGAGACACGUUCAGAGAUAACGUGAACUCCGGUCUGAGGAAGGGCUACUCUGCCAAUGGGAACGUGUCAAAGGAGAUGAGAGUCAUGGGGCACGGAUCCCAGCACGGUAAACAGUCCAAAUUGGGCUUUGGAGAGAGCGUGGAAGGCGAUAAGGACCCUGAAGACGAGGUAAACGAAUACCUGAUGAGAGCCAUCGACGCCAGGAGCAUCGAUCGUCUGAGGUCCGAACAUUGCACGCCUUUUAUCCUGACGUUCAGGAGACCCGAUAUCGAAGAGAAGUACUCCUGUGAGAGGGACCGGAUGUUGUCGGCUUACUUCGUGUGUUCUGGCUUCGUUUACAUCGUCGUCAUCGUGGCAAUCGCCAUUACUCUUCCUGGGAGCGUCUACUUCUACGGGUGUACCGGCGUCAGUCUGUUCGUCAUUGCAGUCAUCAACGGCAUUCUUCUUGCGGAAAAGAAUGAGGUAGUUCCACAACUGGUGAGAAGCAUCUCGAUGCACAUCUUUCAGAACAGGAUCGUUGCCCAGAGCAUCGCAUCGACGGUCGUCCUUUUGACGUUCAUCACGGUCUUAUCGCCUCUGGUGACUCUCGGCGGAAGCGACGUCUGCAGCAAUAACACUUUACGACAGGCCGAGUGGCUCGAGAACUCCACCAUCAUGGUCCACAGCAUCCAGCCAGAAGUCGGCCCGUGUUAUUACACGCUCUUCAUCGACCUCUUCCCAGUCCUGGUGAUGUUGGUGAUGGUGACCUGCGCCGUCUACCAAAUCCUGACGUCGGUCUUCAAGGUGGCAGUUCUGAGCGUCGUCGUGGCGUGUUACCUUGGAGUGACCAUUUGUCAAGCGAUGGAAGAGGACGAGAUCGAGCCAGCCGGAAGAUGGCUGGCAGGAGUCUUGGUGGUCUUCUUCAUGGCGUGUUUGGUGGCACAUUCCCAACAUACCGAGGCCACCUACAGGCUGGACUUCCUCUGGAAGCUGCAGGCCACCGAAGAGAAGGAAGAGAUGGAGCAUCUCAAGGCCUACAACCAGAAACUUCUGGCGAACAUCCUUCCGGAACACGUGGCUGCGCAUUUCCUCUCCACGGUGAACUCCGACGAGCUCUACCACGAGGAGUGCGAGUUCGUCUGCAUAAUGUUCGCCUCGAUACCGAACUUUUCCGAAUUCUACGUCGAGCUGGAGGCGAAUAACGAGGGCGUCGAGUGUCUGAGACUCCUGAACGAGAUCAUCGCCGACUUCGACGAGCUGCUCGCCGAGGAGCGCUUUAAAUACAUCGAGAAGAUCAAAAGCACAGGAGCCACGUACAUGGCCGCGUCUGGACUCACGAAGAGCACCUGCGACAUGAAGGACUUCAAGCACGUGACAGCAAUGGCGGAUUACGCCCUCAGGAUUCGGGAACAAUUGUCCUACGUGAACGAGCACAGCUUCAACAACUUCAGGAUGCGAGUCGGCAUCAACAUCGGUCCAGUUGUUGCUGGAGUUAUCGGGGCUAGAAAACCUCAGUACGACAUUUGGGGGAACGCGGUGAACGUCGCCUCCAGGAUGGACUCCACGGGGAUCCUGGACGGGAUCCAGGUGACGCAGGAAGUCCGGGACAUCCUGGCUGCCAAAGGAUAUCCUAUGACUUGUCGAGGGAGCAUCCAAGUCAAAGGCAAGGGCAGCAUGGUCACGUAUUUCUUGGAUGGGGCCAGGCAACCUGAUAACGCCAAAACCCCCCCGGAACAGGGAGAUGAUAAGGCGAAUUGCAACGAAGAGAAAUUGUCACCUAGCAAUGGAUCGACUCGGUAAGAACUAAAUUGCUGAUGCCUCGAAGUGCCGAUAUAGAAGUUGCUGGGUACUUCGCCGUCUAUGUGAAGAAGAAACGAGCCACAAAAAAUACGGCCACUGAAUGGGGACUAAUCAGCAAUUUGAGCAAAAUUGCUGUUGAGAUGAAUACGACAUAAAUAUCAAAUAAAAAAAUAUCAAAUCAUGAAAUUCUGACAAAUUCCCGUUUUGUCUCGGUUUGAGGAAAAUUGCUGAUGUGUCGACUGAAGAUCCGACAUUGGUAAUCCGAGUCAUGCACACUUUGCAAUUGAUAUAAAUUGCAUUACCAACCGAGGAUAUCAGGUCACUGAUUGAUGAGAAAUCGACGUUUUGACUCGGCUGGUGAGAAUAAAAUUGCUAAAGUGUCGAUUCGAAAAUUGGAAUCGAUAAUCCAAGUUGGAGCAUCCCUCAGCAGUAUGUACAUGGAUUGGUAAUGCAGGAUAAUACAUCAGUAAUUAUCGUUAACUGCGACACCAACUGCGGAUACCAGGUUGCUAAUUCCUAAGAAACCAGCGUUUUAACUCGCUCUAUGAAUAUAAAAUUGCUGAUACGUGGACGCGACCUCGAAAGCCGGUAAUACAGGUCGCUGCGUCUUUCUUUACCACUCGGAUACCAACCGCCGAUAAAAUGGAGAGCACCGCAAUUCCCAUCUACAUUAUUCGUACCCAUUGGGACAAACGGGUUCCCCAAGGACGGAAAUUUCCUCGCUGGUCGAUAAUUGCUCCAGUUGAGAUUCUGCAUCGAUAUUCGCCCCUCGAGGCGUACUUACUUCCACUUUUUCUUUUUGCAAACUGGUCUAACAGGUACGCCGAGAAAUCCCUCCGAGAACGUUCGCGUAUUACACGUUCGGUAGUCUUCGGACAAGGAUUCAACCGUCAAGAUUUUAACGAUUCAUUUCCCCUUAUUUAUUCUUCUCUUGCCGAACGUAAAUUAAGGUCGGAAAACGCUCACUUCCGGUCCUGCGUAGACAUACAAAAAUGUACUCGAAGUAUAGAAGGAUGAUAAUGACGGUCCGGAAGAAAAAUUCCAUUUUGAGCAGGAAAAAUUGCAAGAGGGACUCGGAUUUUUCGCAAAACAAAGGAAAGAAGAAAAAAGCACGAUACAACGAAACCGUAAAGAGGAAAAAAAAAAUACGAACGUCGGUAGGGACUUUAUCGAAGGGGACCACGGAAUGUGUUAGGCGAAUAAGUUAGUGAGAAGUAAGAAAGUAAUUGAAGCGUACAACGGACACAUAGUUCAUCCUCUGGCUGUAAUCAGACUAUAUGAAUAUAUAUAUAUAUAUACAUAUGAAUGUAUAAAGGAAUCUAUAUUCUGUCGUAUAUAAUCUAAAAUGCAGCAUGCUAUCACAGAGAUGUUGCAUCGCGUUGCAAUAUCGAUACAUUACUGUACACAGCUUAUCGCUGCAUACAGUACGCCGACUACAUAAGGACACUAUGUACAGGUAUACUACAUAACUCGUUAAAUUCCCGAAAUCGACAACUACGAACUUCCGAAGGCUCUGCGAAUUUUACAAUCUGGCUACGACACAUAGACGUGGGUAAUUUAUGUACGCCUUAAUCUAUUUCAUGUACUAUAUGAAGGGAGCGUAUAAAAGCGUGCAUAGGAUCCAUAUACCUAUUUCUAUGUAUAUAAUCGACGGUAUGUUAUAUGUGCCCAUAAUUAUGAAAGUGGUCUAAGUGAUAUAUUUUUUGUUUCGAAAUUACAUUGAAUUAAUUUCCUUUGAAAUAAUAUGGCGUGAAAUAACUGAUAAACUCAUUUUCUUUUUUUUCAUUUUGACUUAGACCACUUUCAUAAUUAUGGGCACAAGUAUACGUGCACAAAAUGGCAAAACAGUCCGAUUUAGACAGUUCGUAGAGGUCGAUCCAAAAUGCAGUGACUGAUAACAAACAAUUGCACGUGUAAACGAAUCGCCGUUUGAAAUCCUUAUCUGUGAUUACGUUGACUCUAGUUUCGCCUACCAAAGAUCAAUUAUUAAAAUCGCCAAGCGAACGAACCGAGGAAACGAUCAUUCCUCUGUUCGCAAUUGCAAAAAAAAAAAGAUUUAUGACACGAUUACCCUCGAUUACGAAAAAAGCAGCAUUUUUAUUUGACGUACGACAUAACUUUCCAAACGAAACUUUUCACCGAUUCGUGCGCAAAUUUGUGCAAUUUCUGCACAAAAAAUGUUCAGUGCGAGAAAAGGUAUCCAAGUUCGAGGGAAAUUGUGCUAAGAUUUUUUAAUUAAGCCGUUCUUCGAGUAAGUGGACGUUUUAACUUAUUGCUGGCAGGCCCGGCUAAUUUCGAAAAGUGCGACGUAUUGCUAGGUGAUUAUGUGAUAGUAGGAAAGAGGAAUACACCGAAAGUGUAUCGUGACUCCGAAAGGCGAUCGGCAAACAUUACGUAUGCGGAUCAUUCGAUUCCUUAUCUACCACGAGAAUGAGAACGGAGGAGCGAUAACGCGCCAUAUCAGAAUAAUAUAAUUAUUUGAAAACAUUCGACCAGAACACGUCGAGGUCCGGUCUAAGAUUUAUUUUCCGAACAGGGAACGAAGUUUUUGAGAAUAAAAAAAACGAUAACCAGUCCCGAAAGAAUUGUCAACGCUGUCCGAUGCAUCGUCGAUCCAUACUGUUGUUGACAUUGACAAUUAAGGCCGUCAAUUACUUCGGAAAAUGCGUGCCGGAAGUCAUUCCCGAAAAGAAAAGACUCACCUUGAGCGUAAAAACGCGGAAAACGGGAAAUUGAAACGCGUGAAAAAGUACUUGCACGAGGUAACUUAAAUUUUAAUAAGUAACUUUGAGUAAAAGACAUACGUAGAGUUAGUCCGUGUAAUUAAAAAUCGAGCCAAUGAUUUUCUUGUACACUGAGAAAAGAACAUUCGCGGUACCAAGAAAAAUACAUUGCCAAUUCGAGGAAUAAUUAUUUGGCUGAAAUGAACUCAAAAAAGAAAAAGGUCAUAAUUCCAAAAAAGCGUUACAUCCAAUUCAUUCGAGUUUGACAUGGUGAAUAAUUAUUCCGUAAAUUAAGAAAAUAUUUCCCUGGUCCAAUGAAAUGUUUUCUCCUCAAUGUAGCCAUGUCGGUUAGUAUUUUUAGGAUUUACGUGCACGACUAUUUCAUGUAUUCAUAAGAGAGAUCUAUUUUUUAAUGUUCACUUUAAUUGGCCGGAAUAAUUAACAGCAUUAUCGGUCGACCUUGCAGAUAGGAAUUGUUCUGCCGAAAGUUGAAGAGGCAUUCGAGGCACUAAAAUGCCGCGUCGAGAGUCAAUAAUCGAUGAAACGUCAUGUCGAUUAGAAAUAUAAUUUGCUAGACGUAAGAGAAUCGUUUAAGAGCCAUUAAAGUAACUUCGAUGUAUGUAUUUUCGGUGGCCUAAAGUUGAAUCUGUACCGUACCUACACCUACAUACGGUACGAAACGAGAGGAGCAUUUUUCUCAAUAAACUCGUGAAAUACAUUUUUUCAUAAAAAAAAAAAAA